Messenger RNA from Fusarium verticillioides 7600, 3436 nucleotides. RefSeq lists its product as hypothetical. Gene Ontology annotation, cellular component: nucleus. Gene Ontology annotation, biological process: regulation of transcription by RNA polymerase II; DNA-templated transcription. The coding region runs from base 129 to 2402 and encodes 757 amino acids. The record is from RefSeq and is a predicted model, not a curated record. The transcript is spliced from 3 exons. Gene Ontology annotation, molecular function: RNA polymerase II cis-regulatory region sequence-specific DNA binding; DNA-binding transcription activator activity, RNA polymerase II-specific; zinc ion binding. Lineage: Eukaryota; Fungi; Ascomycota; Sordariomycetes; Hypocreales; Nectriaceae.
GACUAUUGUUUGUCUCUUCGGCCUUAAUAAACCUCGGGGAUAGUGUUCGGCAUUUAAUGCUCAUUUAUGUACAAAGACAUUACAUACAUAUCCGCUAUCGCAUAACCCGACAUUGAAUAUCGAUCGCGAUGCCGCAGAGAAAAUCCUCGGAUGCUGUAUCUUCUGCUGGAAGCACCCCAGCUCCCAAACGCCGUCGAAGGCGGCCCGCUCGGUCUUGUGAGCAAUGUCGGCGCCGCAAGAUUCGAUGCAAUCUGGGCCAACCUUGUAACGGCUGUGUUCGGGCUCGGGCACCAAUGCAAUGUUCUUACCGUGACAGGAGCCCUGUUGCAGUGAUUCGGACUUCUGAAAUCUGCACCUCGGUGCCGGCUGAACAGACUGAAAGGCAGGGAGCCGAUACAGGAAUACAGCCAAGUCGAGAAGCAGAUCACUGCAACCCAAUAAACCAACCACCACAACCUGGAAACAGUGGUAGUACUGCGUCAACUUCACAUAGCUAUCUUCUAAAAACUAUUCCAGCCCCUCAAACAUUCCCCCCAACCCAGUCAUCAACCUCAAUCCCUCCAUUUACACCCAGGCUGCGUCAUGUACCUGAAAAGACGAAGCUAUUUGGCCAAACGCAUUGGCUUCACACUGCAGAGAAGUUUCCUGUUUCGGGUAAUUUUCACCCCGUCGAGAUUGAACCAUCAUGGGAGGAUGCCAAAUCCGACUUCUACGACGCCUUGAAAGAAGCUCGCAUCCUACGUUUUGGUCUCAAGAAACAGAACUUUCCAACACUAGAUCAGCCCAUCCAGGACCUCCGUGAGACCUUACCCUCCAAGGUGGUUUGCAAUGAACUCAUUGCUUGUUAUCUCCGCACAUUCGAACCCCUGUAUCGCAUCGUCCAUAUCCCCUCCUUCCAGAGAGAGUACGACCGGUUAUGGGCAGGCGAGGAAACACAACCUGUUCCAGCUAUAUCUCUCGUCAGACUGACCUUGAUUCUUGCCAUUGGGACUACCUUUGCCAAGUUUGACGCGGAGGAAGAGAUGAACCAGUUGUGGCGACUUGCGCAGACAUGGGUUCAGAAUGCCCAGUGGUGGCUCACAGGUCCAAAUGAAAAAACCACUUACAAUCUUGAUGGUCUGCAGAUAUUCUGUCUGCUAAUCAUCGCCCGCCAAUCGACCUUUAAUUGCCGCGGAGCAACGUCAUGGCUGUCCUCAGGCUCUCUACUGCGCGCCGCCAUCACUAUGGGCCUUCACCGUGAUCCAAAGCUAUUUGCUGGGUUGACGCUCUUUCAAAGGGAGUUUCGAGCUCGACUAUGGGUCACUGUGCUGGAGUUGGCUGUCCAGUCAUGUCUAGAUCUCGGUUUGCCACUGCAGCUUUCAGAACAAGACUUUGAUGCUUCCAUCCCAUCCAACUACGAUGACUCGGAUUUAGAGUUAGCUUCUCCAGGGGCAUCAAAACCGAUGGACAAAUUUACAGACUCGUACCUGCAAAUAAUGUUGGCAAAAUCUCUGCCUUUGAGAGUUGAAGUCAUAGGCCUACUGAACGACUUUCGACAAGAGAAAACAUAUGAAAAAGCACUAGCUUUGGGAUCACAGCUGCGCACCGCGUGCCGAGAUGUCGCCGCCUUCUUCCAUUCAACGCAACAUAAUCCGGUGAGCAUGCGAAAGGGAUCAAGCAUCGAGGCGAAUGAGUUCCAUCGCAAGCUUCUCGACAUACAUCUUCGCCGGUUCGUUAUGUUUCUUCACCGCGACUUCAUGCUCCAAGCAAGGACCGAUCCACGGUUUUACCUUUCUCGUAAGGUAUGUGUUGAGUCUGCCCUGGCCAUCGCUUCUGGGAGUAAAGGCGCCGAUUUUAGCUUGCCGAUGCAGGUAUGGGAUGACUUCUCUCGCUUGUCUUUCGUUGGACGUGGUCUUUUCAAGUGUGCAUUGAGUUUUGAUGCCAUGCUCAUCUUGGCCCUCGAGAUCAUCACUGAACUUCAAGAUGAGUCGGCGCCAACACACGAACCUGAUAUUCUCGGAGAGAUGGCAAAAGCUACCCGUGCUCCCAUGAUCAACACCCUCGAAGAGAUAUAUGUGCAACUUCGCUGCAUGAUCGUACGGGGCAACCUCAGCCUCAAGAGACUCCUUUUCUCAAAUGCUCACUUGGCACAUAUUCGAGCAUUGGAAGCCGGCCGGCCUGUGAAGCCGGCGGUACAUGAGACUGUGACAUCGACACUCCGCGAUUGUGUGGCAAUGCUCAAAGACAUUCAAGCAGUUACAACACCCCAUGAAUCAGUGAUAACUUCGGAUAGCCUGAGUAGCGACUUUCUCGGUACGGAUAUUUUCUCAAAUAGCAAUCUUAUUGAGUGGGACAUAUCUGACCUUCUCGGAUUCCCAACUGGCAGUAACGAGGGCCAAUCUCAGUGGCCAGUUAUGUACUAAUAUCAAAAUCGACACAUCGCAAACUAAACUCGUGUAAGUUGCCAGGGAACAACACUUAUGAGAUGAAAUUUUCGUUACUCGUCAUAAUGCCCAUCAUCAUAAGUGCCCUGCAUUGCCUGCGUGCUCACCCAUUCUUCACUUGCUAAGCCCCUCAUAAAUCUCAUCUCAAGUUCUUGGGGGUCCUUGUGCCAAUCACAAGCAAAGUCGCAGUCUGGCGUGCUGGAUUCUCCGAAGUAUUUGCAUAUGGCAGCAUGUCGACACCUAUCAGUGUCUUCGCAGUAUUGAGCCAGCGCCUGCAAGCUCUUGAGUCUGGCGAUCUGAUUUGUCUCAGCUUUGGAAUCGGAUCGGAUCAAUCUCGUGACGCGCUCCAGGUCUUCUCGGCUAUAGUAAAGAAAGCAAUAGCUUGCAUUGCCAUCUCGACCAGCACGACCAGCUUCUUGGUAGUAACCUUCAAAAGACUUGGGAAUACGCCAAUGGACAACAAAUCGUACAUUGUUCUUGUCAAUACCCAUGCCGAAGGCGGUCGUGGCAACAAUGAUAUCGUACCCAGGCUCGUUAUUGAUCCACCGGGCGAGUGUUUCUUCUUUGACUUCCUUGGUGAGCUUGGCAUGAAAGGGCAUGGCGCCAAUGCCUUCUGAACGAAGGGAGGCUGCCAGGGUCUCGCAUUCAUCCCGAGAUAUAGUGUAUAUAAUCCCAGGAACACUUUCGACUCUUUCAUUCACCUGUUCGAGUUCUGCCUUUCUCUCACCAUCCUUACGACGGUCGUAAACAGCGUUUAUCCACCUUAGAAAAUCCUGUAGGCGGUUAUCUUCUUCGUCCUUGGUGUACCGAAUUUCAAGAUGCAAGUUUUGACGCUGAGGGUUCAUCAAAAACUCUCUCGUUCUUUCUGGAGUUUGAUCGAGUUUCAAAAUAGAUAGUACGUCUUGGCGAACCUGUGGGUUUGCCGUAGCUGUAAGACACAUUAUUGGUACAUCUGGGAAAGUGUCUCGAAACCAAGAGAGACGUUUGAAAUCUUUUCGAAAGUCAUGACCCCA